Messenger RNA from Camelus dromedarius (Arabian camel), 1817 nucleotides. It is a transcript of the gene WAS, whose product is annotated as WASP actin nucleation promoting factor. The coding region runs from base 58 to 1569 and encodes 503 amino acids. The transcript is spliced from 12 exons. Lineage: Eukaryota; Metazoa; Chordata; Mammalia; Artiodactyla; Camelidae. Gene Ontology annotation, biological process: actin filament organization. Gene Ontology annotation, molecular function: actin binding. The record is from RefSeq and is a predicted model, not a curated record.
UCCCCUUCUUACCCUGCACUCAGAGCCUAGCCCGAGAGGACAAGGGCAGGAGGCACCAUGAGCGGGGGCCCUGCGGGAGGCAGGCCUGGGGGCCGCGGAGGCCCAACAGUUCAACAGAACAUACCCUCCGCCCUCCUCCAGGACCACGAGAACCAGCGACUCUUUGAGAUGCUCGGACGGAAAUGCUGGACGUUGGCCACCGCCGUUGUUCAGCUCUAUCUGGCGCUGCCCCCUGGAGCCGAUCACUGGACCAAAAAACAUUGUGGAGCUGUGUGUUUUGUGAAGGAUAACCCUCAGAAGUCCUACUUCAUCCGCCUUUACGGCCUUCAGGCUGGCGGGCUGCUCUGGGAACAGGAGCUGUACUCACAGCUGGUUUACUCCACUCCCACCCCCUUCUUCCACACCUUCGCCGGAGAUGACUGCCAAGCAGGGCUGAACUUUGCAGACGAGGGCGAGGCCCAGGCCUUCCGGGCCCUGGUGCAGGAGAAGAUCCAAAAAAGGAAUCAGAGGCAAAGUGGAGAAAGGCGCCAGCUCCCCACUCCACCAGCACCGGCCAAUGAAGAGAGAAGAGGAGGGCUCCCGCCCCUGCCCCCGCACCCAGGUGGAGACCAAGAGGGCCCAGCAGCCGGCUCACUGUCCCUGGGGCUGGUGGCAGUGGACAUCCAGAACCCAGACAUCACAAACUCACGAUACCGUGGGCUCCCAACAGUACCUGGGCCUCCUCCAGGUGAUAAGAAACGCUCAGGGAAGAAAAAGAUCAGCAAAGCUGAUAUCGGUGCACCCAGCGGAUUCAAACAUGUCAGCCACGUGGGGUGGGACCCUCAGAAUGGAUAUGACGUGAACAACCUGGACCCGGAUCUGCGGAACCUGUUCUCCAGGGCGGGAAUCAGUGAGGCCCAACUCACCGACGCUGAGACUUCCAAGUUUAUCUAUGAGUUCAUAGAGAACCAGGGCGGGCUGGAAGCUGUACGGAAGGAGAUGAGGCGCCAAGAUCCACUUCCACCACCCCCGCCACCAUCCCGAGGAGGGAACCAGCACCCCCGGCCCCCUAUUGGUGGGGGUAACAAGGGUCGCUGUGGCCCACUACCCCCUGUACCUUCAGGAGGUGCUCCACCCCCACCAACUCCCCGGGGACCCCCACCCCCAGGCCGAGGGGGCCCUCCGCCACCACCCCCUCCAGCCUCUGGACGCUCUGCACCCCUGCCCCCUCCACCUGCUGGAGCUGGGGGCCCGCUCCUGCCUCCACCACCACCGCCACCACCACCACCACCUAGCUCUGGGGACGGGUCAGUCCCUCCUCCACCCCCUCCUGCUCUGGCGUUUGGCGGAGGCCCAGCCCCUGGUGGAGGUCGGGGGGCACUUUUGGAUCAAAUCCGGCAGGGAAUUCAGCUGAACAAGACCCCUGGGGCCCCGGAGAGCUCAGCACUGCAGCCGCCACCUCAGAGCUCCGAGGGGCUGGUGGGGGCCCUGAUGCACGUGAUGCAGAAGAGAAGCAGAGCCAUCCACUCCUCAGACGAAGGGGAGGACCAGGCCGGCGAUGAUGAUGAUGACGAUGAAUGGGACGACUGAGUCAUCCCCACCCCAACCCUUCUGCCCUCGCUCCCCCUGCAGCUCUGCCCACCACCCCCACUCUCAGCUUCCAGGCCCCCAAGUUCCGUUUCUCUCCCACCAACCCCUCCAGUGCUAUUAUCUCUGACUGGACCCCCCACACUGGCCCUUGCAAUAGCCAGGGCCCUUUUUAUACAAAACUUCUCAGUUCAUCUCACUCAAGGAUGGUUUAAACAAAAAUAAAAUAACUGUCUUUUUGUUUCUCUAAA